Messenger RNA from Drechmeria coniospora, 2049 nucleotides. RefSeq lists its product as uncharacterized. The transcript is spliced from 2 exons. The record is from RefSeq and is a predicted model, not a curated record. Gene Ontology annotation, molecular function: protein binding. Lineage: Eukaryota; Fungi; Ascomycota; Sordariomycetes; Hypocreales; Ophiocordycipitaceae. Bases 1 to 2049 code for a protein of 682 amino acids.
AUGUUUAGCAACGUCGUGAGCCGGCUCGGGAGCCUGGGCCUCGACAAGAACAAGGACCAAGGUUUGCAUGCUGCCAUUCACCCUAGCUACCAGCCCAACUACAAGCCCACCAACGAAGCGAGCUUCCAGUCGAACUACCAGCAGCCCAGCAACCAAGCAAGCCACCAGGCAGGCUACCAGCAGUCAGGCUACCAGCAAUCUGGGUACCAGCAGACAGGUAGUCAGCAGUCUGGUUUCCAGCAGCCAGGAUACCAGCAGUCUGGCCACCAGACAUCUGGGUUCCAGCAGCCAAGUCCCCAACAGCCAGAUAACCAACAGUACCAUCAGCCAAGUGCCCAGCAGUCGGGAUACCACCAGUCUGAUUACCAGCAAUCCGGGUAUCAGCAGCCAAGUGCCCAGCAGACAGGAUACCAAAAUCCAAGUUCUCAGCAGCAAGGUAACCAGCAGUCUGGGUACCAGCAGUCAGAAAAUAAACAGUCAGAUUACCGGCAGCCAGGUAUCCAGCAAUCUGGGUACCAGCAAUCGGGGCAUCAGCAGCCAAGUUUCCAGCAGCCAGCAUACCAACAAGCUGGUUACCAGCAGACAGAAAACAAGCAGUCAGAUUACCAGCAGCCAGGCAACCAGCAAUCGGGGUACCAGCAAUCGGGGUACCAGCAGCCAAAUUCCCAGCAGUCUGGUCACCAGCAGACAGAAAAUAAGCAGUCGGAUUACCAGCAGCCAGGUAACCAGCAGUCUGGGCACCAGCAAUCAGGGUACCAGCAAUCUGGGUACCAGCAAUCUGGGUACCAGCAAUCUGGCUAUCAGCAGCCAAGUUCCCAGCAGCCAGCAUACCAACAAUCUGGUUACCAGCAGACAGAAAAUAAGCAUUCAGAUUACCAGCAGCUAGGUAACCAGCAAUCGGGGUACCAGCAGCCAAGUUCUCAGCAGUCUGGUCACCAGCAGACAGAAAAUAAGCAGUCAGACUACCAGCAGCCAGGUAACCAGCAGCCAGGAUACCAGCAGCCAGGAUACCAGCAGCCAGGAUACCAGCAGUCUGGGCAGCAUCAAUCUGGCUAUCAGCAGCAAUCUGGCUAUCAGCAGCCAAGUUCCCAACAGCCAGGAUACCAGCAGUCUGGUCACCAGCAGACAGAAAAUAAGCAGUCAGAUUACCAGCAGUCUGGGCACCAGCAAUCUGGCUAUCAGCAGCCAAGUUCCCAACAACCGGGAUACCAGCAGUCUGGAUUCCAGCAGACAGAAAAUAAGCAGUCGGAUUACCAGCAGCCAAGCCAUCUACAAAGUGAUCAACGAAGCAACCAAGAAAGCUCGCAGACAGAGCAUCCUCAAUCGGCGCAGCCUCCCCAGCCGUCGUACAACCCCCCAUCGGACAAGCCACGGAUUCCUCAGGGUUGGACGCCGCUGUUUGAUCAGGGCCAUCAACGGUGGUACUACGUCGAGCAGGCCACCGGUCGCACUCAGUGGGAGCCCCCUGUGCACCAAGAGAGUCGGGGUGAGCCGCCAGCCUACGGGGCCCAUUCCUCCACCGACCCCAAUGCCGGACAUGCCUCGGGCCCACCUCCUGGAUAUGGGUCCGGUCCGGCGGCGGGAUCCGGCGGCGAAGAGCAUAAAACCUCGAGCGGAGAUUCCAAGAAAGGUGGUGGUGCCGGCGGUAUUCUUCUGGGGGCCGCUGGUGGUCUCGCCGCGGGUGCCGCGGGUGCCGCCCUCAUCCACCACGUCCGUCACAGCGGCCAUGACAGCGACAGCGACAGUGAUCGCGAGACUCGGCGGAGCGAGUACGUGUCUCAGCAGCCCCAGUAUCAGCAGUACCAGCAGCACCAGCAGCACCAGCAGCCCAACGCUCCCCCCGCUGUUCUGCCCCCCACCGACGACGAUGGCAGCUCGGUCUCGUCUAGCGACCGCGAAGACGUCCAAGAUGCCCGCGAGCGCUACGAGGAGGCCCUUGCAAACGCCGAGGAUUCGGACGCCGGCAGCAGCGAGGCCGAGGAGCUCGAGGAGGCGCGGCAGGAGUACUAUGAGGAAUACGAGGAUACGUAUGAAGAUGAUGACGAUUAG